Molecule: messenger RNA, 924 nt
Organism: Lithohypha guttulata
Lineage: Eukaryota; Fungi; Ascomycota; Eurotiomycetes; Chaetothyriales; Trichomeriaceae
Exons: 1
Coding region: 1-924 (307 amino acids)
Molecular function (GO): hydrolase activity, acting on halide bonds, in C-halide compounds
Source: RefSeq, a predicted model, not a curated record
AUGACUCAAACCAACCCACCCAAGGCGCUUCUCUUCGAUGUCUUCGGUACAUGCGUUGACUGGCGCUCAACCGUGACAACUUUCCUGUCCAAAACGGCAGAGGACACUCUGAGUUCCUCGUCCUCGUCUCUUCCCUCUCUCGUGCGCACCACUGCCCCCACUAUUGACUGGGGGGAGUUCGCCUGGCAAUGGCGGAAAUCCUACUAUGAAUUUACACGUUCUUAUGACCCUACAACCGGACCCUUCAAGUCCGUCGACCAACACCACCUUCUUUCGCUCAUCGAACUGUUACGCGAGUAUCAGCUCGAGGGUCUUUGGGAUGAGGAGGAGUUGCAACGCAUUAGCAUGAUAUGGCACUUUCUUGACCCGUGGUCAGAUUCUGCUAAGGGCCUGCAAAUGUUGAACCAGAAGUUCGAGACAGCCACACUGAGCAACGGGAACACCACUCUGCUGACUGAUUUGAGGACGCAUGGCUCUUUGCCCUUCAAACACAUACUGUCAGCCGAAAACUUCGGAGCAUAUAAACCGCACGCGGACGUCUACAACGGCGCAGCCCAACAACUAGGUGUACAAACAAACGAAUGUGCGAUGGUCGCGGCACACCUGGGCGAUCUACAUGCAGCGAAACACAAAUGUGGAUAUCAGACGAUAUACGUUGAGCGGCCGCAGGAAGAGACCUGGGACAAGGAAAAGGUGGAUGACGCCAGGCGUGGUGGCUGGGUCGAUAUCUGGGUGAAUGAGAAUGAGGGUGGCUUCGAGGAAGUUGCAAGACGUCUUGGUUGUACAAUGCCUGAAGAGGGUCUAUACCACGAGACAGGCGGCAUAACAGGACAGCUCCAGGGACACACGGACAGUCACGAUAAAGAUCUGGAGCAGCAGGCAAGGGAAGGCAUAUACCACGAAGACGCGAGUAUUGUGAGGUAA